Molecule: messenger RNA, 731 nt
Organism: Nasonia vitripennis (jewel wasp)
Lineage: Eukaryota; Metazoa; Arthropoda; Insecta; Hymenoptera; Pteromalidae
Exons: 3
Coding region: 331-681 (116 amino acids)
Source: RefSeq, a predicted model, not a curated record
CUUCGUUGCCAUACUCGGAUGGCUUCGCUGAAUGUAGACUAAAAGAAUCUAGGGAGUAAAGUUUGAUAAGCAUUAAGGCGUUUUCGGGGAGGAGUGGAACAUAUUUAUAUAAUCGUUGAAGCGAUACAUAGCCCGGCAAUGACGUGAAGUUGCAGUCGAGUUGAUUGAUAUCCCUGAAAUAUUCGCGGCCGGGCGUCGGUUCGCCCCAACCUAUCUCAAAAUUCACAAUGAAGUAGCAAGCUCUCCCUCUGUACUCUCCAUCUCCAAAUUCAACCAGUGAAAUUCGCUCGACAACAUGCAGUAAGUAUACAUCGCAAAAAAAAGAGAAAAAUGGAGAAAAGCUUCCUCUGUCCACAACGACACGUCAUCCCGCACGGAGCCAAGGUAUUCGUAACAGCCUUCCUCCUGGCCAGUCAUCUGAGACCGCGAAAGCCGGAAAAAAAGUGCAAACCCAACGACGAGAAAAUCCCGAACGACAGAGGCCUGAUGGAGCACUGCUGGAAGCUCGUGCCGUACAAGUACAACCUGAGCCCCGAUCCGCCGGCCUCGAGUCUCGAGCUGCUAAUGAUGCAGAGCCGCCGGGAAUACGAGAAAGUCCACCCGCCAAAGAUCCCCGAGCCCGAGCUCAAUGGCAAGAUCCACUAUGACUACGGCAAAAUCUUCAAGCGCAUCAAGCUGUAAGCUCGGCAAUAAAAAAAGCUCGAAACGACCGUUUAUCCUACGUAAUUAAA